Molecule: messenger RNA, 924 nt
Organism: Papaver somniferum (opium poppy)
Lineage: Eukaryota; Viridiplantae; Streptophyta; Magnoliopsida; Ranunculales; Papaveraceae
Product: ATP-dependent DNA helicase pif1-like
Exons: 3
Coding region: 1-924 (307 amino acids)
Biological process (GO): DNA repair; telomere maintenance
Molecular function (GO): DNA helicase activity
Source: RefSeq, a predicted model, not a curated record
AUGGUCCAUCGACAUGCUUUUGAAGCAUUUGAUAGAACCUUGAGAGACUUAACAGAAAAUGAUGUUCCUUUUGGAGGUAAAAUCGUUAUUCUUGGAGGGGAUUUCAGACAAGUGCUACCAGUAGUGCAACGGGGUAAGAAGUCGCAAACUAUAGACGCGUGCAUUGUAAGGUCUGCAGUUUGGGAAGGUGUGACUGUUAUCCACCUUACUGAAAAUAUGCGAUCGAAAGACGACCUAAAAUUCGCGGAUAUUUUGAAAGAUAUCGGAGAUGGGGUAGCGACUACGUACAGAAAUGGUAUGUUAAGGAUUCCUGAUGAAAUGGUAAUCCCGUGGACAGGUGAGAAUUCUACAUCACAAUUGUUCAACACUGUAUAUCCAAACAUUUGUGUGAAUGCGUGUGAUAAGAGCUACAUGGUGGAAAGAGCUAUAAUGGCACCAACAAAUGAGUCUGCUGAUGCUAUAAACCAAAAUGCAAUCAACGCAUUUCCAGGUGAGUUGAAACAUCAUCACUAUGUUACUGUGACAGAGAAAAUUUAUUACUCUUUCGACAACGUUGAGGAUGAUGUGAGGAAUUUAUAUCAACAAGAAUUCUUGAAUGAUAUUUCUCCAGGAGGAUUACCACCACAUAAGUUAAUUUUGAAACAUGGAGCACCAAUACUUCUUCUAAGGAAUAUCGACUCAGCAGCUGGACUUUUCAAUGGAACGAGGCUGUUGUGUCGAGGUUUUUAUGAGCACUUGAUCGAUGCAGAAAUUGUUACUGGAAUUUCAGCAGAUCAUGUUUUCAGUCAUGGACAACUUUACGUGGCUUUGUCAAGAGGAGUUUCAAUGAGCUCGAUGAAGGUAGUUAUACGUGAAGGAAAAUUACAGGGUAAAGAUGGCACCUACACAAAGAACAUUGUCUAUAAAGAAGUACUUCUUAAUUAG